Molecule: messenger RNA, 6470 nt
Organism: Neodiprion virginianus
Lineage: Eukaryota; Metazoa; Arthropoda; Insecta; Hymenoptera; Diprionidae
Gene: Lnk
Product: SH2B adapter protein 1
Exons: 4
Coding region: 501-2216 (571 amino acids)
Biological process (GO): intracellular signal transduction
Cellular component (GO): plasma membrane
Molecular function (GO): transmembrane receptor protein tyrosine kinase adaptor activity
Source: RefSeq, a predicted model, not a curated record
AGAAGAUUGCGGCGGCGCCGGCAUCAGCAGCGGAAGUGGAGGCUGGCUGAGCCUUUGCGAGCAAGAGGAGAGGUUAUCACGCGAGCCCCCAGUGUAACAGUGAUUGAUCUUCGUAAACAGGUGCAUUUCGAUUGAGCGUUGAUUAGUCGGCAUUUAUUAGGGAGUAACGCGCGUCGAAUGUGAUUCACGUACGCGGUACGAUGACCGGAAUUAUUUCACCGAGUAGAUAGUACCGAGCGGUACUUAAUUGGUACAAAAACAAGUAGCUUAGUGUAUGGGUGUGUGUGCAUGGUUUAAGAACGUUGUGAAAGGCGAAGAUUAAAAGAAAAAUCAAAUGAUAUAGGAAAAAAAAAAAAAAAACGAAAGAAAAAAAUCGCCAAAUUAUAAUAAGAAACAAGAAAGCAAAACAACAACGAUAGGUAAAUAAACACGUACGCAAGUGGUGAGUUAAAAACAAAGGGAGGCUACAAAAACUGUACAGCAAUAGAGCAAUAAGAAUAAUGAGUGUUUACAACAACGCCGAGGGUGCGGACAACUGGUCAGAAUUUUGUGACAGGCACGCCCGAGCGGCGGCGUCCGAUUUUGCAAAGGCAUUCUGCACGUACGUUAAUCUUAACCUGCCGGAAAGCGCGAGGGCAACUUUGUCGCAUCGCGAUUUUUUGCGAAAAUUUGUCGACACGUUCUGCGAGCAUUUUGAGACGGAGUUUUUACGCCGCAGCACGAGGUCGCCCUCCUACGACACGCGACUUCACCACCAGGCUUCCGGAAACGAGGCUGACGCGAACGCUCCGAACAAUCAAAACAAUACCAGACCGCCGAUCCGGGCCUCCUCAAACGAAGAGUUCAGCGAUUACUCGGAACAGGAUGGCGAACCUGUCUCACCGAAGCCGGUGCACAAGACGUUCUUCCGACGUCUUUCUUUCAAGGGGCUCAAAAAGGGCAAGGGAUUCUUCCACAAGCAGCAGAGCGACGAGGUGGAGUUAUCCCACAGCGAGCACAGAAGGGACAAACACUCCAAGGCGAAGCUGUCAAAGAUUGUCGUCGAGUGCAGGAAGGAGGGAAUCGUCAAUUGCUUGAUAGGCGAAAACAUCGACGGUACCCAAAAGUGGGAGAAGUGUCGACUUGCCCUUGUCAAGGCCAUCGGUGGCUACAUGCUCGAAUUCUACUCGCCGCCAAAGGCGUUCAAGCCGAGAAGCGGCGUGUUUUGCUUCAGGAUAACCGAGGCGAGGGAAACCACUGCUCUGGAAAUGCCGGACCAUGAAAACACCUUCGUUCUCAAGGCUGAACAGAACUUAGAAUUCGUUAUUGAGGCUCACGACUCCAUUGACAUGCGGUCUUGGCUUGCUACUAUCAAGUACUGCAUGAGGUCUGCACCCACUACUUCCAACGCCAUGGGCUCGACACCCGGUGAUUCCGCCGCCAAUUCUGUUGCUCAUAGUUCAAACUCCGACGGAGAAAGAGUCAGAGCUAAUUCGGCGAGUAAAAAUACUAGAACGAUCCAGGAUCAGCACAGUCUUGAGGAGCAGGGAAAUCCACCCGAGCUACCCCCACGGCUCAGACUCAGUAACAACAGUAAUUUGGACCUGCUUUAUCCCUCUCAUCAAGAAAUAGAAGAAUUAUCUGGUAACGACGGAGACUUAGACUUGUCGACCAGCUUACGUGAAUAUCGGUGGUUUCACGGAACAUUACCCAGAUCAGAUGCAGCACAACUUGUCCUUCACGGCGCAGCUAAUGGGCACGGAGUAUUUCUAGUCCGGCAAAGUGAGACCAGAAAAGGGGAGUUCGUUCUGACGUUCAACUUUCAAGGAAGAGCAAAGCACCUACGAAUGACGUUGAACGAUCAAGGGCAAUGUCGAGUUCAACACCUCUGGUUCCCAGCAAUCCACGACAUGCUGGAACACUUUCGACAAAAUCCCAUCCCUUUGGAAUCUGGAGGCACAGCGGACGUGACGUUAACAGAAUAUGUGGUCGCUAAUCCUGCCAGCCGGCCUGCACAUCACGUGACUACUGGAGCCAGCAGCCAACAGCCUCAGGAACGAAGGCCGGCAACAGCCCCAGAGCCCAGAGAAGUGCAGACUCACGGUGGACCAAUAAGAACUCGCGCCGAGUCACUGGAACGUUUAGAACAACAAAAUAUCGCAGAACAACAGCUGCAAGUGACAGGGUCGGGAUCAUCAGGUGGCAGAGCAGUGCAAAAUACAUAUAGCUUUCUUUGACGCUGGCUCUGGAGCAACAUAUUAUCAGGAUAUCAUCCGGUUAGCCCAUCUGACUAAUAAUGUUCUAUAUUCACCUAUUUAAUGUAAAUAGAAAACUUCUUUGAUACAAUUCCGUUGAUGAAACAUUUCAUUUUAGAAGUUUGUCCUCAUUUAUGGUCGACGUCACAUGGAAUUUUAGGGUGUAUAUGCACCGGGAAUAACGCGAAUACCGGGGAAAAACUGGUAAUUUUUCUUACUGGGAAACAACCGGGAAAGACACAGGAAUUUUCCGGUACUCCGUGAUAACAAGAUAAAUUUUGCACAAUUAGUGCACAAUUCAUAUUUUUUCGGUAACAUUUUUUCCCAUUUUGCCUGGUUGACAUUGUAUAAUAGUAUCGCGUGUCUAAUCGUAUAAAGAUGUAUGCACCAAAAAGGCGAAUUUGGUGGUAAAAGGGCGUAUAAUUUUCUAUUUUUAUGGCAUUCGCUAUAAAGGCACUCGAAACGUUAUAUCUAUACUAAAAUUAGCCGAAAAAAUUAAUGAAGGUAAAAGGCUUUAUGUUUGGUGGAUACGCCCUUUCAGCAUGAAAAUAUAGUUUUAUUUAUCAUUUAUAUAAAUGAUAUAAGGUCGUAUCCGCUAUUUUUGUCUUUUUAUUCAUCAUCGACGCAAAACCCUCCGAAAUAUAAAGGUUUAUCAAUUUCGAGUAGAAAUUUAAAAUUUCAUCUUUUGUAAAAAAAUAAUAUCGAACGUAACUGUACAGGGUCGUACCCGCCGAUUUUGUAUCUUACAUUCGCUUUAAAAUCCUUUAAAACCUAAAGAUUCGUCGAUUUUGGGAACAAUGUUUAAAAUUUUAUAUUUUCUCAAAAAAAAUAUUGGACAUAACGGUAUAAGAUCAUGGUGGGCUAGGAUGGUCCUUGUUUAGGGUGUUUUCGAAAUUCCAAGUUAGAAAAAGUUAAUAAAAUUUUUUUUUUAAAAGUACAUGCCUACGGGUGCCUAUAGUUCAACUUAAAUUACUCCCUUCAAAGCAGUAAAUUUUCCAAUGUAAUUUAAAUGGGAACUUGGGCACACAGCAUUAUUAUUUUUUUUCCUAUCUAAAUAAUGCUUUAAAAAUCUGAAAUUUGGUAUAUGUCUUUCCUAUAGUCAUAAGUAUUUGAAAAAAAUGGCCGAUUUUCAGCAAUAAACGUUUCGAAAUCUCAGCACGUCAAAGUUGUGUUUCAAAGUCGAAAAUAACAAUUACACGAUAUAAAUGGAUUAAUAAGUGGUCCAUCAUUUAAUUUAGUUAUUUAAUUAAAUUUCAAACAAUUAUUUUUUUAACUCACAUGAUCGUAAUACCGAUAACAGCAAAAAUAGUUAAAUUUAUCCAUAUUCAUUUCACGAGUGUUCCUCGCUUGAGCGUGCGAUUUUGUUGAGUUGCGCAUACGUAUUCAUCUACGUAGAGUUACGCAUACGUAACAGAGGCUUUGACGUGAUAUUAUUUAUUUAAUAACUUGGUGUCAAGAUGCGGCUGCGUCUCCUGAUGAUUUCAUAAUUGGUCGUUAAACAAUUUUAUUUUUAAUAUUAUAUGAACUAAAAUGCCAAUAAUGCUAACAAGAAAAAUAUUCGAAGCUUGCUACAUUCCUUUCUCGAGCGUUCAUUGCCUGCGUUAAAAAUAUAACCUUUUGAAAUUUAAUUAAACAAUUAAAUUAAAUAAUUAAUUAAUUAUUAAUCCAUUUAUUUCGUUAAAUAAUGAUUAUAACAUUGAAAAUCGCCCAAUUUUUUCAAAUACUUAUGACCAUAGGAAAGACGUAUACCAAAUUCAAGAUUUGUCGAAGCAUUAUUUAGUUGGGGAAAAAAAUAAUAAUGCUGUGAUCUCAAGUUUCCAUUUAAAAUACACUGGAAAAUUUACUGCCUUAAAGACAGUAAUUUAAGUCGACCUACAGGCUCCAGUUAACGCGUACUUUUGAAAAAAAAUGUUCGUAAACUUUUUCCGCUUCGUCUGCACGGAAUUUCGAAAACACCCUAAAUAACGAUCACCCUGAUGUGGGCACAUGCGAACUUACACCAUUAGAGAACGUGAUUAUUUUUUAUAAAAUUCGUGAUGAAAGGGCAUAAUCGACAGUAUUUACGACCUUUUAUGUAUCCUCAAAUACAAAGGGGAAAAAAUUCGCCUUUUUUACCUUUACAUGUAGUAAAAGGUCGUAUAAUGAGACGCGAUGUACCUGAUGCCGAAUGAAGGUUCUAACAUACUUUAAAUAUUCAAAUUAUCAAUGUACCCUGAAAUCCUUAGCAUGUUGAUGAAAAGCUCUCGCGCAAAUUGUAGUAAUCUCAGAUUUCAUUGUUGGAAUUUUAUAUUUCGCAAGCUAUAAACAUCAUUUAUGAAGACUAAAGCAUGGUAUUAUAAAAAUGUAUGAAAGGUUUGUUAUUUCUUCAAUAUGCAAAGUAACAGGAAUAUGCAAAGUAAUACUGAUAAUCUAUGUCAAGGUACCCAGGAAACAAAAAAAUUUCACCAGUAAAUUCGUGAAAAAGGCGGGAUUUUUUUUCUGGUUUCCGUAUACACCCUGAAUUUGUAUUAUAUAUUUUCGGCCAAGGUUUAUUUUGCAUUUUCACGAUGGUCCUGUGACAUUAGGUCAUUAUUUGGCAUAUUUGUCGAGUCUAUGAGUUUGUCAUUCAGAAAUACUCUUUGAAAACGGAAUGUACUGUGAAAAACGAAAUUUACAACUGUGUUUGACAAUGGAUUAAUUUACAGUUUCAAGGUCAACUGUUUGUUAUAGUACAACUAUAUAUGUAUAUAAAACUAAUAUUGAUAUCCCUCUUACUAAACCUUAAAUCAUAUAGGUGAAGGUCCUGUGGCUUAGGUAUAUCCAUUACCUAAGAUAUUUGUAUCAAACUUAGCUCGAGAUGAAAUCUAAUUCAUAAAUUACACGGAAGUCAUAAAUUGUUUACAAUAUAUACUUUAAUGAACUUUCGAGGUAUUUGAUAUACCUUUACUUUUUUAUUUUUAGCAACUUGAAGGCAACUCGUUUUCAGUCAAUAUUUAUACAAUGACAAAGCGUCUGUGCUCGAUUGAAAUGUAAAAAUUGUGCAUAUAAUAAAUACAAUUUUACUCAGUUUCAUGACAUUUAACAUUGUAAAUAGUUUUGCAUAAAAAUACUCAUAGAUAUACAAUUCAAUCAACUAUAUUCAUUUGAAUAUAGAACCUUGUAACUGAAUAUAACAUUUGAAUUAUUUGGAGAAUUCAGAACUCAUGUGCUUCAUUUUGAAAAUGCUUAUCGAGUCACUGAGCAGCUACUUUUGAAUCUAUAUCGAUACUGCAAAUAUAAUAAUGUUGCCAAAAUUAUGUCACACCUAAAUUCCUAUGGAAUUAAUUUGCCUCUCUGUAUUUUAUGCGUAUAACGAUCUAUAAAAACUGCAUAGCGAGCACUGGUCUACUAGUGUUUGGCGACAAUUCGCUAUCGGGAAUCUUAAUUUGGGAUUUACAUUUACUAACAAGGAAGGUAUCCCAGGUUGAUUUCUACGAUUUUAUUUCUUUUCUAAUUUGUUAUAAUAGAUUAACAACUAAGCUACAGAUAUUUUCUUUUAUCUGCCAUUAAACACUUUAAGAGGGUGAAACCAUCCUUCAAAUUAAAGCAUGUUAAGGGAGGAUUUGACAGUUCUUUUUUUUUUUAUUUAAUUUAGAGAAUUACAUUUUUCAUUUCUCGUUAUGAGGAAACUUUUUCAGUUAGAUUGGUUAAAAAAUAUUGAUACCUUCCUUGUGAGAAUUUUACCAAGUGCAAUUCAGAAUCACGAAUGAUUUCAAGUUAUCUAACGGUUUGAGUAUCUUUAAAUAAGACAUUGAAAUUUCGAAUCUGUUAAAUCCACUCAAAUAUACAUAUUCGUUUAAACCAUAACUCACGUUUCAAGUAAGCAAAGGAAAAAUUUUUGUCGAGAGAUAAACAUGAUUCUAAUAUUUAAUUAUGCACCCCUUCUGUACAUAUGCGUUAAUACAGUAAUCACGUCUAUUUGGGGUCCUGAAAGGUUCAUGUAAAAUGUAGAUUCAGUACAGAUGCGUAUUUUCACAACGUAUUAAUCAAUUGUUAUCAGCCAAGUAAAAAUACUAGAGAAUCCUAAUUCUCAACAAAUCCCUGUAGAUAGAAAUAUUUACUUCAUCAAAUCUGUUGAGGUAAUUUAUCUAUACCUGAUAUUUUUCUGAAACUAAGAAGACGAUUAGAAGAAGAUUAGGAAACGAUGGACAAAAGCAAUUCUCAUGUUUGUAUGAUAUAUCAUAAAAUAAAGUAUGCGUAUUGCAUUUAUUAAACGAA